AUGAACCAUGUAAACUAUCAACAGCGCCUUGACUUCGUCAAAAAAUUGUUGCAAGAGCGGUUUGCACUGAAGGUUCACAACAUCGAGCCAAUCGAGUAUGAUGCGGACUGCCCCUUUGAGUACAACAACUUUAUCUACAAGGUACAGAUUGAUUGCCAGGAGUGCCAGUGGCUGCAUGCACAAUCUGGAACCUCACCCUUGAAUUCAGACACGUCGCAGAUCAUCAUGCGUCUCUCCAAUGCAGCUUCAGGUAUGCCAGAUCACAAUCGAGUGGAGAAUGAGGUUGGUAUGAUGUUCCUAUUUCGAAGGGCUCUCGCGAACCGUGACCUUGGACAUCUUGUUCCACAGGUUCAUGCUUGGGGCAGUGCAGAAGGCGGUCAAGGUUGGAUCCUAGAAGAAUUUGUACAGGGAUCGCAGCUCGACAGGGUCUUUGAAACUGCGUCUGGUGACUUGAAGCAAUCAGUCUUGGAUCAGAUGGCAGACAUUGUCGCUGCAAUGCAGAGCUUCGCUGUGCCACACACCAUCACCCAGUAUGGAGGCGUCUCGUUCUCCCCUACUGGAGAUGUCAUCAGUGGACCUAUGACCACGCUCUCGGAGGGACCCUUCCAAACCCGUGCCUGUCUCUAUCAGACCUUUCUCACGCAGCAAUUAUCUUCUGCGGAUCGGAGCCCAGUCUUGCAGGGCUGGCGAGACGACGGGCUUCGUGCUCGUUUGGAACGCUUUUGUGCGGAUGAACUGCCAGAACUGGCCCUCACUUCUGAGAAUUCGAACAAGACCAUCGUACACAGCGACUUUACCAUGAACAACGUCCUGAUAGACGAAAGCACAGGAAAAUUGGUCGCCUUGCUGGACUUUGACUGGUCCUACAUUGGUAGCGCCCAUGAUGAAUUCUUGAGGUCAUUUUGCGAUCUUGGGAUGAUCCCAGGACCUCAGUCCGAAGGUCAUGAGCUUGAUCUUCGUCAAGAGCUUCUAUCUGGUCAAAGUGAUCAGUUCAGAUCGAAGGAGACCGCCAACGCCCUCCAGAAUUGGUAUCAGGUACUCAAGUCCCGAGGCAGCAAGGUACCAUCUGACUUGACCGGCAUGGAAGAAAUUUCAAGACUGCAUUGGUUCAUCAAUCAGAUCAGCCCAUGGCUGCUGACUCAUCCAGUACCGCUGAAAAGGAGAUCCAAAGUGCAGCUCGGAACCGUCAGAGAGAGCACGAGACAAAGCAUUCUUGCCUUCUUGCAACACACGGCAGAUCCCUCCUCAGGCGUUGCAACACCAUAG
This is a messenger RNA of Aureobasidium subglaciale EXF-2481, 1266 nucleotides long. RefSeq lists its product as uncharacterized. The transcript is spliced from 3 exons. NCBI's taxonomy places the organism in Eukaryota, Fungi, Ascomycota, Dothideomycetes, Dothideales, Saccotheciaceae. The coding region runs from base 1 to 1266 and encodes 421 amino acids. The record is from RefSeq and is a predicted model, not a curated record.